AUGCUCUCGGAAAGGUCUCAGAAUGGAACCCAAAUCGUACCCAACUUCUCACCGAUCAAUCUACUCGAGGAAACAGUAAAUAGGAAGUAUCAGUUAGAAAAGAUACUAUUUGCAUAUCACAAUCUUCACCGUCUCAGUAAGCGAUUCUCAAUGGUUGCACACACGGCUUUCCAUUCAAAAGAUCCUCUUGUGCUAUGGAAUUAUGAGAAUGACAUGAUUCUAAAAGAUUCUGAGGUUGACGAGCUUAUGAAUGGAGACUGUAUGCAGUAUAAAAACUAUGAUGACCAAUCGGGUGGUCAAUACCAAAAACAUUACAACGGGAGCAACCUAGUCAACACAUUGGACGCACCGUGCCAGCCGCUUCCAUUUCCGCCUGAUUUUUCACUUCCGCCACCGCCGUUAGGACAACCAAUGCAUCCAGGGAGUUUCAUUCCAACGCCAGAAACAUGCACUCCACCGCAGUUUGUAUGUCAGGAGAUGCCUCCUCCACCAUCGUUUCCACCUCCAAUAAUGGGUCUGCCGAUGCCAUCCGAGUGCAUUCAACCAGGUCAGCAAUGUCCAAUCUUCACGGAGUCACCUCCAAACUUUAUGGAACCACCACCUAUGGUUCCAAUUGCUCCGUUUCCUCUUGUGACACCACCACCGCCACCACCACAAUAUCAAGCACAUUGUUAUCCAAAUCCAGUGUUCAAUCAGAAUGAUGCUCCGUGUGUACCGUCAUUGGGCAUUUUUGCUCCUCCUCCAGGAUAUGUUGCUGCAUCAUACAUGCCACCAAACUACAGUCAACCCCCUCCAGAAGUUAUAGAUCCAAACCACCCAGAUAUUGUGUAUGAUAUGAAUGGAUUCGCUUUUCGCCGGGUGGUUAUCACAACAACUUGUCUUGUACCAAUUGCCCAGUGCUCAACAUCCACCGAUUCUGGUUACUCAGGCACUUCUGAGCAGUGUGAUUUUGGUGGAUCUGUGUCGACCGAUUGUGUUGUGGAGGAAUAUGACGGAAAUUGCACCAUAGAAGUAUGCUGUGAGAAUAGCCAAGAGUAUAUUGCAACUUGCUACGCCGAUAGUGAGGAUCCGACACUUGUGACAGAACAAAUUGAUCCUGAAGCGAACAUCAAAAUCGAUAGCUCAUCUACACCAUCUGAAUCCACAUUGACCGCUGCAGAGAUUGUUGAACAGGAUAGUAGUGAGGAGCAAGUAAUGCAGAUUCCGAAAAUUGCGAUGGAUGUUUAUGAUGUGGUUGACUGCCCGGAAACACGUGUUGUGGAUGAGAAACAAUGCUGCUCCUCUACUGAAACAAUAGAUAACGUCAUCGACCAAGUGGCAUCGACCAUUGAGGAGAUUGCUCCGUUAGCCGAAGAAAUCGCGGUUGAUGAAAACGCCACUAAAACAACAUCCGCAACGUCUUCAUCCCGUGUGAAAAAGCUCACAAGAAAGGAGAAGCGUCUGCGACAAGAACAAAAGAAAAGAGAAAUGGAAACGGAUGACGUUAUUCUGGAACGAGCAAUUAAGCAGAAGAGAGAUUUAUUGGCAGAAGCAGAAAAAGCAGAAAAAGCAGAAAAAGAAGCCGCUGAAGCAGCUGAACUUCUAGCCAAGUCUAAUAAGAAUAAGAAAAGCAAAAUAAACAACAAAGUGAUUGUGGAAAAAGUUUCGGUCGCACCUCCACCGCCGCCAAAAGUGAAUCCACAAAUCCUACAUGCUGUCAGGAUGGCAAUAGAUGUCCGAUCCAAACAAGUCAUGCAAGCAGGACGUCCAAUUAUUCAUGAUGAUCCCCUUACUACUGAAUUCUUCAUUAGAAUUAAAGUUUUCGAGAGAAGCGUAAAUCCGGACUCUUCAGAUAGCUUGUCUCUAGUCAAGAAGUUCAUUCAAGAACGUAUUGAUGCAUUCAAGCAGAUGCCACCACCUCAAAGUAUGUCUCGCAUCACUAUCUACGAACAAUUAUUUGUGCAUCUUCCGCCGAAUUUGAUCAUCGAACUGCUCUUUUUGAACUAUUUAUUGGCGGAGAAGAACGAAUUAUUCAGAAAGUUCGAAGAAGCAUUCAUUAACCUAUUUUAA
Messenger RNA from Caenorhabditis remanei, 2049 nucleotides. RefSeq lists its product as uncharacterized. NCBI's taxonomy places the organism in Eukaryota, Metazoa, Nematoda, Chromadorea, Rhabditida, Rhabditidae. Gene Ontology annotation, cellular component: cytoplasm; actin filament. The transcript has 7 exons. The coding region runs from base 1 to 2049 and encodes 682 amino acids. Gene Ontology annotation, molecular function: actin binding; microtubule binding. Gene Ontology annotation, biological process: actin filament polymerization. The record is from RefSeq and is a predicted model, not a curated record.